GACACGGCCAGAGCACUGAGAGAUAUCAGGUAUUGAUGUAACUGGAGUGAAUAAGGGAACCUUCUUCCUGAGCACAGACAUUGGAGCCUGUUAUCAGCAUGAACUCAUAUGUGUUAGACAAACACAUCAAUAGUUCAUAUCUAUCCUUCACUACAGGAAGCAUCAGAAUGAUACCGCAAAUUCCAAUAGUCUUAGACACCAAUGACUAUUCACAAACAUUGGGGAUAUCAAAACAUAUAUUUAAAGAAAAUGAUGAAUUGUCAGGAACUGGGAAGCAAUCAUUAUGUACAGAGAGUAAUUUAGUCAUCAAACAAGAGGACAACAUUUAUGACUUAUCUAGUGAAAUUAUUAUCCCUGAGGAUAAACCACACACAUUUACUGAGUUUUCAAAACAUAGUAAAGAAGGGAAAAGUCUACAGUCUAGCCAAAUAACUAAUUCAAAGGAGAAACCUUUCAAAUCUACAGAAUGUGAGAAAAGAUUUAGAUGGAAGUUUCAUCUAUUAGAACACCACAAAAUUCACACAGAUGAGAAGCCACACACAUGUACUGAGUGUGGCAAAUGUUUUACACAAAUGAAUCAUCUGAGAACUCAUAAAAAGAUUCACACAGGAGAAAAGCCGUUCACAUGUACAGAGUGUGGAAACAGUUUUACACAAAAGAGUGAUCUUAAAAAGCAUGAAAGGAUUCACACAGGGGAAAAGCCAUUCACAUGUACAGAGUGUGGAAACAGUUUUACACAAAAGAGUUAUCUUAAAAAGCAUGAAAGGAUUCACACAGGAGAAAAGCCAUUCACAUGUACAGAGUGUGGAAAAAGUUUUACACAAACGAAUUGUCUGAAAACUCAUGAAAGGAUUCACACAGGAGAAAAGCCUUUCACAUGUACAGAGUGUGGAAAAAGUUUUACACACAUGAGUAGUCUGAAAAAACAUGAAAGGAGUCACACAGGGGAAAAGCCUUUCACAUGUACAGAGUGUGGAAACAGUUUCAUACAAAAGAGUGAUCUUAAAAAGCAUGAAAGGAUUCACACAGGAGAAAAGCCGUUCACAUGUACAGAGUGUGGAAAAAGUUUUACAGUAAAGAGUUAUCUGAAAAAACAUGAAAGGAGUCACACAGGGGAAAAGCUUUUCACAUGUACAGAGUGUGGAAAAAGUUUUACAGAAAAGAGUCAUCUGAAAACUCAUGAAAGGAUUCACACAGGAGAAAAGCCAUUCACAUGUACAGAGUGUGGAAACAGUUUUACAGCAAAUAGAAAUCUGAAAAGACAUAAAAGGAUUCACACAGGAGAAAAGCCUUUCACAUGUACGGAGUGUGGAAAAAGUUUUAUACAAAUGAAAUUUCUGAAAACUCAUGAAAGGAUUCACAAGGGAAGAAAUCUUUAACAACUUUAGAAAGUGGGAAAAAAGGUUUUUAUUGAAAUCGGGUAUCACAAAACACCAAAUAUUUACACACAAAUAAACUUUAUAUACACAGUGUACAAACCUUUUUACAAUUAUUGUAAAGAGUACAAACUCUCUAAAUAGAAGCAUCAAAAAGGAUAAUAUUGUAAAUAAUACUUUCUAAAUCCCAGUUAUAAAAGCCCCAGAUUUAAAGUGCUCAUGUGCACCUCAAUUUCUCUCAUAUAAAUGUGAUAGAAUACAAACACCACACAGAAUAUACAAAUCUGUCCUCAUACUGACCAGUUUACACAACCAUUCACCAGUGUUAGAGUUAUACGUUUUUAUUUAUAUCAAAAGAAAAAGUUUAUAGAAUUUGGAGACGUAGCUCCAUCAAUGUGUAUACAAAGCCAAUUCCAUUUUCGUAAUUAAGAUUAAUAUACAAGCGAAAGAGAACACUGUCACAUUAAUAAAGAAACUUGUAAACAUUUAAAUUAGACUGGGUUUACAAGGUGUGGCAAAAUAAAGAAACAACAUUAUUGAUGUAUUAAACAACAUAAAACUACAUUGCUGCAUGUUAAUUUCACAAACAGACAUGCUAUAUUCUAAACAGAAAAUAAUUCAGAGUAUAUAACAUAAUAUUUUGUCUGUAGCACUUACAGUGAUGCUAUUAGAAGACUUUAGAGCCCUAAACCCUUAGAUACCUUAUUUUAUAUUGUUGAGUAUUUUUUCUUUAUUCUUAUUUUAUUGUUGAGGUUCAUAUAUAAAGUUACGUACAUUGUUUAAGACGUAAUUUAAGGCAACUGAACAUAGCUUUGUCAUCUCAAAAUUACAAAGUAAAAAAAAACAAAAAAAAACAUCAUAAUAUGUAGAUUACUUUUCCAAUUCCUCAUGUUAAUAAACUUUUUCUGUACAGCGACUAAAGAAAAAAAAAACUCCAGUUUUCUGUCCUCCUAAUGUUAUUACUACAAAAACUAAAAUCACCAGAAGAAAACACACAAAGCAAAGCAAAGAGGGAAAAAAAAAGGACCUAAAUAAAUAAUUCUCUUCGUCAAUCUCCCCAAUUAUAACGCCAUUCUCCUCUUAGUUUUGCUUCUAAUAUCAAAAUAGAAUCUUUGAAAGGAUAAAUUAUAUACUUCUGACGUUCUAACUCCAAUGAUUUUAUAUAACUUUCCCAUUUCCUGAGAAAAGUUUUAAUUUCAUCUCGCUUCUUUAGGGGAUUACCAAUUUUUUAAAAUCAACUUCCUACCUAGGAGAAUGACUGUAUUAAAAAAAAAAUACAUUCAUUACCAAAUGCAUCAUGUUUAGUCAAAAAAAAAGCAUAUGCAGUACAUCAAAUCUCACUGGGCAACUGGAGUCGUCGUUUUAGAUUUGUUUAUAGCAAAACCUGAAAAAGAUUUAAAUGUUUCCAAGGCCUUCAACAAUAUCGGUGUAUAUUUAGCAAGAUCAUCUGUGAACACUAGCAUAUCAUCUGCAUAUAGAGCUAACUUCACAAAAUUAUUUUUCCAUUUUAUUCCAGUGAUAUUUUCCUAUGCCAGAUUAAAUAAUAAAGGAGAAAUUGGACAUCCCUGCCUAGUACCCCUACUUAACAUAAAACAAGUUGAUUGUAUGUCAUUUACACAAAUUGUCGCAGUAGGGGAGUUAUAUAAUAAUUGUAUCAUAUUAAAAAAAAAUUACCCUUAAAUCCAUAAUUAGUAAGUGACACAAAUAAAUGGUGCAGGAGGUUGUUAAUCUAUUUUUUAUAACGUCUUGGGAAUAACGUUUUUCUUAUUGAUGGUUAAUUUGCCCCUUACUUGUGGUGUGAAUCUUAGGCUACAAUAUAAGAUACAAAUAUGCUAAAAUUGUGAGCGUUAUAGCUUUUUAAAGCAGAUUUGGAAAAAUUGUGUGCUUUUUUACUCCUUAAAGGCGCAGUACUGUUUUUCAAAAUUGGUGUUUUCUUCAAUAAAUAAAGUGUUUUCAAGA
Molecule: messenger RNA, 3335 nt
Organism: Bombina bombina (fire-bellied toad)
Lineage: Eukaryota; Metazoa; Chordata; Amphibia; Anura; Bombinatoridae
Product: gastrula zinc finger protein XlCGF52.1-like
Exons: 3
Coding region: 99-1379 (426 amino acids)
Biological process (GO): regulation of transcription by RNA polymerase II
Molecular function (GO): DNA-binding transcription factor activity, RNA polymerase II-specific; RNA polymerase II cis-regulatory region sequence-specific DNA binding
Source: RefSeq, a predicted model, not a curated record